CGCCCACAGGGAGGCAUCCGUGACACCACUGACAAACAAGAAGUACAUCCUGAGGUUCCCAGCACUGGAGACCCUGAUGCUGGAUGACAACAAACUAUCCAAUCCCAGUUGCUUUGCCAGCCUGGCUGGGCUCAGGAGACUGAAGAAAUUGAGCCUGGAUCAAAACAAGAUUUUCCGGAUCCCGUACCUACAACAGGUUCAGCUCCGUGAUGGAUCGGGGGACUGGGUUACAGAGGGGCCGAAUCCCCAGAAAGAGCUACAGCCCCAGACGUGGAUAUUUGAGACCCCAGAUGAGCAACCAAAUUAUACUGUACUGCCCAUGAAGAAGGACGUUGACCGCACAGAGGUUGUGUUCUCAUCUUACCCUGGAUUUUCAACCUCAGAGACAUCCAAGAUAUGUUCACUUCCUCCCAUAUUUGAGAUUCUUCCUGUGAAGUCACUGAAAGCAAGGAACCAGACAUUGGCCCCACCUUUCCCAGAGCUGAGAUACCUUAGCCUGGCCUACAACAAGAUUGCAAAGGAGGAUGCUGUCCUGCCAGCAGCUCUCUUCCCCUCUCUCUGUGAGCUUGUCUUCCACAACAACCCUCUGGUAGCACACACAAGAGGGAUCCCACCACUGCUAAAGAGUUUCCUCCAGGAGCGCCUGGGUAUCCGCUUAGUUAGAAGGAAACUGGUAAAAACUAAACAUCAUAUGUUGAUGCCUCGGAAAGAAUCACGAAAGGUGAAGACCCACAUCCCAAAGGUGCCAAAGUAUUCUCUGGUCCCCCAUAACCUGGCCAUGACCACAGACAAGCCCCCCUCAAGUCUUAUGAGGGAGACAGAGCCAGGAGCUGAGGAGCGUCCCUCCACUGAAAAACCCCCUCAUGAGGUACUGCUGGCCACAGAGGGCCCAGAAGGCCCUGCCCUAACUCACCGGACCUUUGUGCCAAUGCCUCCCAUCUGCUCCGACUCCACCGUCCACAGUGAGCCGGUGUCCCACCCGAGCGGUACAGCUGACCUCUUGAGCCCAGAUCACCCAUCUGAUGAAGACGCCAAGAGUACGGAGUCCAUCUUUCUGACCCAGGUGAAUGAGCUGCCAUCCUCCACAGUCCACAGGGAAAAGUUAGAGGGGAAGGAGAAUGAGCAAAAGAGACCAUUAACUGCACCCAGAGAGGCAAAGAAGACUCGGAGGAAGCAUUCUAUGUCCAGCAAGUACGAUGGCUAUGAGGAGCUGCUCACAGCCAAGCCUGAUCAGGCCUUUGUGGAACCAAAGGGCAUCCAGAAGAACACACAGGCCCUACAUCGCAUGCUGAAGCAGCCACUCAUCUGCCGUUCCAGCAAGCCCAGGCUGGACACUUUCCAGAAACCCUACAUCCCCAAGGAGAAGCGGGUUGGGCGGGUAACAAUCCCACCCCCACGGAAGACCCGAGCGCAGCUGCUGGAUGACAUCCUCAUUCGUAUGCGAGACCCUCGGAACGUCACCGAAGCUCCGCUGAGUAGUGUGUUGCAGCGGCGUGCACAGCAGCGCCUGGUGAACCAAAAGCAGUACCGGGAGGCCAAGCGGCUGCUCAAGGAGUUCCGCUCGCGGUACAAGAAGCUGGUGCGCAGCUCCCUGCGGACUGUGUUCACGGAAAGCCCGCCGCCCAGGCCGCCCACCCGCCGUGCGCUGAGCGCGAGCCAGCCAAAAUUCGGCCGCUUCCUCGAGUUCAUGGACGAGUUCUGUCAGGAGCCCACGGCCAGCGACUCCAAAGAGUAGAGCCGUGCACCGCCCUCCCCAGGGGCUCUGUGCCCUGGACUGUGCCCAGGCCUGAAGAGAGGGGGUUUGGGCUCCAUGUCGCUCCGUGGUCAGCAUGUGGAGCUCGGCAGGACCUCGCCUCCGCGCCCGGCCAGGCUGCACCUGGUGGCUGGCCCAGCAGCAAUAAAGAGUGGUGCA
Molecule: messenger RNA, 1912 nt
Organism: Cricetulus griseus (Chinese hamster)
Lineage: Eukaryota; Metazoa; Chordata; Mammalia; Rodentia; Cricetidae
Source: RefSeq, a predicted model, not a curated record